GCUGCACUACUUGCCGCGAACCGCCCAAAAUAAAAAAAAACUCAAAACCCUAAACCUCAGUCUUCACUCGCUGUCUAUCUCAUUCGCUUCAUUCUCAGGGGAAGCCUCCGAUAAAGCCUUUGGGAGAAGAAUUUUGUUGCCAAAAGUAUCGCGAACUAACGGCCGGAUGCUGCGUGCGGGAGGAGAAACCUAGUCAGUCUUCUGUCCCCUUUGCAUCGGUAAUGGCCCUCUCCGUGCUCCGCCUGACUUCGUCCUCUCUCGUGCGCUUCCGGCCGUUCUUCUCCACUUCCGGACAUUGUCUCCGCAGCGGCUUCUUGGAGCUUCGUUUUCUCUCUACUGGGCACACUCGGCGGACGCCCGCGCUUAAGGCGAGGCGGAGGGAUAAAGGGGACACGAGAGUGCGGAAAGUGGAGGAGGAAGGGGGCAACGGGACGGUGCUGAUUAAAGAUAGCAGCGGCCUUGGUAGUUGGGAUGGUAAGAUCGUUAUGACGGAGCUACAUAAGGAGGCCAAGGAGGCCUACAUGGCGUAUGCGAUGUCCGUGCUUCUCGGCCGUGCCCUCCCGGACGUGCGGGAUGGGCUUAAGCCGGUGCACCGCAGGAUACUGUAUGCCAUGCAUGAGUUAGGCCUUUCUUCUCGUAAGCCUUUCAGAAAAUGUGCUAGAGUAGUUGGAGAGGUUUUGGGUAAAUUUCAUCCUCAUGGAGAUACUGCUGUGUAUGAAUCCCUUGUCAGAAUGGCACAGAAUUUUUCUAUGCGGUGCCCGCUUAUUCAAGGACAUGGGAACUUUGGGUCUGUUGAUGCUGAUCCUCCUGCAGCAAUGCGAUACACUGAAUGCAGGUUGGAGGCCGUCACUGAAGCCAUGCUUUUGAUGGAUUUAGAACAGAAUACUGUUGACUUUGUUCCAAAUUUUGACAAUUCACAAAAGGAGCCAUCUCUUUUGCCAGCUCGUGUUCCUACUUUAUUGCUAAAUGGUUCUUCUGGAAUUGCGGUUGGGAUGGCAACAAAUAUUCCACCUCAUAAUCUUUGUGAGCUUGUGGAUGCUCUCACCGCGCUGAUUCAUAAUCCUGAUGCUUCGCUUCAAGAACUGCUGGAGUACAUGCCUGGGCCAGACUUCCCAACAGGAGGGCUGAUUAUGGGAAAUAUUGGAAUUUUGGAAGCAUAUAGAACUGGUCGGGGGCGUAUAAUAAUUAGAGGGAAGACUGAAGUGGAGUCCGUUGAUGAGAAGACAAAACGAGUAGCAAUUGUCAUUAAAGAGAUCCCUUACCUGACAAACAAAGCUGCAUUGGUAGAGAAAAUUGCUGAGCUUGUUGAGGAUAAGAUAUUAGAUGGUAUAAGUGAUAUUCGAGAUGAGAGUGAUCGCACUGGGAUGCGUGUUGUUAUAGAGUUGAAAAGGGGUUCAGACCCAGCCAUUGUGCUCAACAACCUUUACCGUCUCACAGCUUUGCAAUCUAGUUUCAGUUGCAAUAUGGUAGGCAUUCUUGAUGGACAGCCAAAGCUGAUGGGUCUGAAAGAGCUACUUCAGGCCUUCCUUGAUUUUAGAUGCUCUGUUAUCGAAAGGCGUGCUGGAUUUCAGCUUUCUCAAGCAAAAGAAAGGAGGCAUAUCGUGGAGGGAAUCAUCAUCGGACUAGACAAUUUGGAUGGUGUAAUCCACACAAUUCGUGAAACAUCAAACAAUGCAAUGGCUAUGACCACUUUGAUGAAUAAAUAUGAGUUAUCCCAAAAGCAAGCUGAAGCCCUAUUGGAUAUAACGUUGAGGAAACUUACUUUGCUUGAGAGAAAGAAGUUUGUGGAUGAAAGUGAAUCAUUGUUGGAACAAAUAUCAAAACUAAAUGAGCUUUUGUCUAGCGAGAAAAACAUACUUAAGCUUAUCGUCGAGGAGGCGCUUGAGUUGAAGAGCAGAUUUGGAGCUCCAAGAUGCUCAUUAUUGGAAGCUGGUGAUGGUAGCCAAUUUGAGGAAAUUGAUGUUAUCCCAAAUGAAGAAAUGCUGCUGACCCUCAGUGAGAAAGGUUAUCUUAAGCGGAUGAAGCCUAACACCUUCAAUUUGCAAAGGCGAGGAACAAUUGGAAAGUCAGUUGGAAAGAUGCGAGUAAAUGAUUCUAUGUCUGACUUUAUUGUCUGUCAUGCACAUGAUCGCAUUCUUUAUUUCAGUGAUCAAGGGAUUGUUUAUUCAGCACCUGCCUACAGGAUCCCAGAGUGCACAAGGACUGCUGCUGGAACACCUUUGGUGCAGCUACUAUCUUUGACUGAGGGAGAAAGAAUAACAUCUAUAAUACCUGUUAGUGAAUUUGCUGAAGAUCAAUACCUACUUAUGCUGACUGUGAAAGGCUAUAUCAAGAAAAUUUCGCUGAAUCUUUUUUCUUCAAUCAGAGCAACAGGGAUAAUUGCAAUCCAACUGAUGCCUGGUGAUGAGCUCAAAUGGGUUCGUCACUGUGUAGAUGAUGAUCUUGUUGCAAUUGCUUCACAAAGCGGGAUGGUCACCAUUUCUUCCUGUAAUCUGCUUCGUGUUCUUGGGAGGAAAACAAGGGGUGUAAAUUCCAUGAGAUUAAAAGAAGGGGACCAGGUAGCAUCCAUGGACAUCAUACCUUCUGGGAUGAGGAAAGAUUUUCCAAGAGAUUCAGAUGUUCCUUGUAUCAGCAGGGGUAGAGAUACUAGUCCUCCCUGGCUGUUAUUUUUGUCAGAAAGUGGCCAUGGGAAGCGGGUACCUCUAAGUGGAUUUCGCCUGUCAAGAUUUAGAUCAGUCGGCUUGAUUGGCUAUAAGCUUCAAACGGAUGAUCGGCUAGCUGCAAUGUUUGUUGUUGGAUAUUCGUUGGAAGAAGAUGGGGAAAGUGAUGAACAGGUUGUUCUCGUUAGUCAAAGUGGAACUGUUAACAGAAUUAAAGUUAGGGAUAUUUCUAUCCAAUCACGCUAUGCUAGGGGUGUUAUUCUCAUGAGAUUGGAACAUGCUGGAAAGAUCAAGUCUGCUUCACUAAUUUCAGCAUCAGCACCAGAGGAAGCUGAGCUAGAAGAUUGAAGUGUAAAGCUGAAUAGGUACAAUUUUUGGCUGCAUUGUUAUGCAGGAAUUGAUAUUUUGGUGCAGAAUGGUUAGCUUUUGCUAGAUUUAUGUUAAGUUUUAGCCAUAGCGCCAACCUUAAAAACUGUUUCAGAUUCAGGCAGGAGCAGUUUUGUCAACAAAUGGUCAUUGUAAUCUUAGCGAGCAAUUUAAUCAGAAGAAAUCCAUUUUGGCAA
Messenger RNA from Phalaenopsis equestris, 3223 nucleotides. Its product is annotated as DNA gyrase subunit A, chloroplastic/mitochondrial. Gene Ontology annotation, molecular function: DNA binding; DNA topoisomerase type II (double strand cut, ATP-hydrolyzing) activity; ATP binding. Gene Ontology annotation, biological process: DNA topological change. Gene Ontology annotation, cellular component: DNA topoisomerase type II (double strand cut, ATP-hydrolyzing) complex; cytoplasm. The coding region runs from base 222 to 3008 and encodes 928 amino acids. The transcript is spliced from 27 exons. Lineage: Eukaryota; Viridiplantae; Streptophyta; Magnoliopsida; Asparagales; Orchidaceae. The record is from RefSeq and is a predicted model, not a curated record.